GAGACGUGAAGGCACAACGACUCCGGGGAGGAAGCAGAGUUAAUAAGGUGCAAUGGAGAGAUGUAAAUUCAUGCACUUUUUACUCUUAUUGAAGCCCACCAUUUAAAGCUAUCCAUUGACCUUGAAAUCGCUCUGGUUGGAAACCCUUCUCCCCGACACAUCUCGGUCUCCCCUUUAAAUAAAACAAAGGAGCAGAAAUAGGCGGUGCUCUCAUUGGUCACUGCUGCGUGAGGACGCUGAAUAUGGAGGCGUUAGGACCCCGAAUAUGGAGGCGUUAGGACCCCGCAGCAGGAGCGCCGCUCCUCGUUGCCCAGCUGAUGGUCCGCUGGCAGACCUGCGUAGAGAGGAGACGCGCGAGCUCAGCAUCAUCACCCGGCGAGAGACUGGGUGCAGGAAGCUGGAGGAGCCAAUCAGCGCUGCUACACACCAUGCGUGGCUCUGAAGAUUUCUGAAGGGAGCGCAUAGACACUUACGUGCCUGCAUUUCAGUGCAUGUGAAUCCCAGUGAGCGUUUGCCCCACUGGCUAACUGUCGACGCUCUGCACGGACGGCGGCGUCCCGGAAGCGUAUCGCCCAUCCUCCGCUUCCUCCCCAGAUUUUCUGUCUGCUUCCAUUCAAACAUAGCCCUAGAUCACCAUGGGAGGCGUGGCGGCGGACGUGGGUGCAGAGGGGGUGAAGGCUCCAGACGGCGGGUGGGGCUGGGCGGUGCUCACCGGCUGUUUUGUCAUCACAGGUUUCUCCUACGCUUUCCCUAAAGCGGUCAGUGUGUUUUUCAAAGAGCUGAUCAGGGAGUUUGGGGUGGGAUACAGCGACACGGCCUGGAUCUCCUCCAUACUGCUGGCCAUGCUCUACGGCACAGGUCCUCUGUGCAGCAUCCUGGUGAACCGCUUCGGCUGUCGUCCAGUGAUGAUGGUGGGCGGCCUCUUUGCCUCUCUGGGAAUGAUCCUGGCCUCCUUCUCCACCAGCAUCAUCCACAUCUACCUCUCUAUCGGGGUCGUCACAGGUUUGGGGUUAGCCCUGAAUUUCCAACCAUCUCUCAUCAUGCUCAACCGCUACUUCAGUGAGAAGCGUCCCCUGGCCAAUGGGCUAUCGGCGGCAGGAAGCCCCGUAGCCCUGUGCUGCCUCUCGCCACUGGGCCAGGUCCUCCAGUACCAGUACGGAUGGAGGGGGGGCUUCCUCAUCAUGGGUGGCAUUCUACUCAACUGCUGCGUGUGCGGGGCCCUAAUGAAACCUCUGGUCGCCCCCAAGGCAGUCAAGUCCAAGGACCUGGAACAAGACAAAGAAGAAGGUACAGGGAAGAAGGAGAAGCCCAAAGCCAACCUGCUGGACUUCUCUGUGUUCAAAGACUGCGGAUUUCUCAUCUACACUGUGGCAGCGUCCAUCAUGGUUCUGGGGCUGUUUGUGCCCCCGGUGUUCAUCGUGAGUUAUGCCAAGGAGCUGGGGAAUGAGGAUACCAAAUCGGCUCUGCUACUCACCAUUUUGGGCUUCAUUGACAUUUUUGCACGGCCCACGUGCGGCGUGAUUGCUGGACUGAAAUGGGUGCGUCCUCGUUGCGUCUAUCUCUUCAGCUUCGCUAUGCUCUUCAAUGGAAUCACUGACCUGGUCGGAUCACAGGCCAAGGACUACGAAUCGCUAGUAGUCUUCUGCAUCUUCUUCGGCAUCUCCUACGGCAUGGUGGGUGCUCUGCAGUUUGAGGUUCUCAUGGCAAUAGUUGGCACUGAGAAGUUCUCCAGUGCCAUCGGCCUGGUCCUGCUUAUGGAGGCCAUUGCUGUACUGGUGGGGCCGCCUGGUGCAGGACGCCUUCUUGAUGCCACCAAGAACUACAUGUGGGUCUUCCUGCUGGCAGGAAGCGAGGUGGUCCUCUCCGCCGUGGUUCUGGCCACUUGUAACUUCCUGUUCAUCAGCAACAAGUCCUCAGCAUCGGCGGACAAGCUUGACAGCAUCACAGUGAUGGAAGAUGCCAAGACAGAGGUUUGCAGCAAGCCUGCAGAGAGGAAUGAGGACAAAGAGAAGGGAGCAAGAGAGGGGCAAGAGAAGGAGACAAAGGAGGAGGUGAUUAAGGAGGAGGAGGAUGAGACAGACAAAGAGAGAGUACAGGAGGUCAGGCCAGAGAGUGUAGACUCACAGGAAGUGGAAAGGUUGUUGAAAGAGCCACAACAAAAUGGCGACAUGGCUUCUAGUACUGAAACAUGCCUGUGAUCAGGGAUGAAGGAGGCAGGAUGAGAUUAAAGUCUAUGUUAAUGCAUUUUAUUAAAUAACCUACCAGCAGAAUCAAGGGAACUUUGAAGUGUUCUCAUGACACUGUUGGAUAGUUGAACAUUCCUUGAAAUCAGUGAAAUAGUAAAGGUUACGUCAGCAAUAUUUCAUCACUAGAUGUUUCAUAGAAUAACUCAGUUUUAGCACUGCCUUGUUUAUAGCAAUAGUCUCAUUUUGAUGUUGCCACUAACAAACGUCAAGGGGUGAUUUUGAUGAUAUUCUAUAUUUGUGUCAGCAAAUCCCAUGAAAAUACCAUAACUCUAGGUUUUAGCUGUAUGUGGUGAAAUAUAUACAUAUUUUUGGCAUUGUACCUGUGAAUCACAGAAAAACGUCAAUCAAUGUAUCCUACACAAGGUGUUAAAUAGACCUAUAUAUGGUUCUUUGUCUCGUCCCCAUUGGAGAAUCCUUUUUGUUUUUUGGUAGAACCAUUUAUAAAUGUUCAAUCUUAAUCUCUUUCAGAGGGUUCUACCUCAAUUUAAAGGUUCUACCUAGAACCACCCGUGAACUGUGAAAGACUCUACAUAGUAUUUGUAGGAUCUUGGUGGAUCUUUUAACAGACUUACUUUCAACAAUCCUUGGAGAACUCAUCCUUCCAAAAGGGGUUCUUAGGAUGAAAAGGGUUCUUAAUGAAACCCUUAGUCUCACAAAGAACUCUUGAACUCUUCUUCAAAAAGGGUUCUCCAGAAUGGGUAGAAAAACUCUUUUGGAAAAUGUUUUUUUUGAUGUGACGUCAAGUGAACUUAAGCUCUUUCAUGCACAUGGCCUAACAUGCAGUUGUUUUGGUGUUUUCAUCGGAUAAAAAAACGAAUCACGCCAUUCUAACCCUUUAAAAAUUAAAGACUUCUUUUUUGCUGA
Molecule: messenger RNA, 3110 nt
Organism: Cyclopterus lumpus (lumpfish)
Lineage: Eukaryota; Metazoa; Chordata; Actinopteri; Perciformes; Cyclopteridae
Exons: 8
Coding region: 636-2198 (520 amino acids)
Biological process (GO): transmembrane transport; monocarboxylic acid transport
Cellular component (GO): membrane
Molecular function (GO): monocarboxylic acid transmembrane transporter activity
Source: RefSeq, a predicted model, not a curated record